Messenger RNA from Durio zibethinus, 774 nucleotides. The record is from RefSeq and is a predicted model, not a curated record. Lineage: Eukaryota; Viridiplantae; Streptophyta; Magnoliopsida; Malvales; Malvaceae.
AUGGAAGGCUGGAGUUUUCGUCUUCACAUGGACUUGAGUGCAGACCAGUAUGCAUCUUCCUUUUGCAUCUCUUCUCCAUCCAUAGAUGAAGCAUACUUGAAUGAAUAUUCACCACUGUUUGGUUCAAUCUUGAGCAAGGAAGUGGGAAUUCCAAGGUCACUGGAGAGCAUCAAGGUGAAGGAUUUCUCAAUCCCCUACAUAUCAUGGAGCAAAAUGGAUAAACAGAAGCUCUUAAGAAGUUUACAGAGAGAUUUUGAGCUUGUUUAUGUGGCUCAAUCAUGCUUGACCUGGGAGGCCCUGCAUCAUCAAUACAGAAAGGUCAAGUUUCUGAUCUUCUCCAACUCCUUGUUUUCUGAUAAUGUGGCAGGGGAUUUCCAAAACUUCCAAGCAUUGCUUGAAAGAUUUUUGGAAGAAGAAGGGUUUUUUGAGGAAGAAAAGGAAGGGAUUAAAGGAGAAACUGUGUUUGCAAAAGUUGUGUUGAAGGCCAUAGAGAAAUGCAUACAGAUUUUUGGGAAAUUUAAGGAACUAUGGUUGAAAGAGUUACAAGGGAAACAAAGAUGCUGGUUUAACAAAGCUGUGAACCCAGUAGAAGAAUCCCAGAAAGUGGCAAUAUUGUUCACAAUGAUAGAAAUGAAGCUGGUAUCAAGGGUACUCCAAAUGUCAUUUCUAUCCUCUUCUCAGCUCAAAUGGUGCCAGGAAAAGCUAAACAACAUUGAAUUCAAAAGAGGGAGGCUUUUCGGGAAUGCUAAUGGUCCCCUAUUCCCAUCUUCUUGA